This is a messenger RNA of Paramormyrops kingsleyae, 3083 nucleotides long. NCBI's taxonomy places the organism in Eukaryota, Metazoa, Chordata, Actinopteri, Osteoglossiformes, Mormyridae. The record is from RefSeq and is a predicted model, not a curated record.
CUACCCCGAUGCGUGUGCACAGACACUUGCGCAUGCACACACAGAGGCGGACUGCAAUAUAUGGGAACUGGUUCUUUACAACCCUAAACGUCUAAAUGAUGGCUCACUCUUCCAAUGAGGAGAUCCAGACCUCACUCGCUAUCCUCUUGCUGCAUUCUCUGGAGGAGCUCACUGAAGAUGAGCUGACUAAGAUUAAAUAUAACCUGAUUUACCUGGCAUAUGAAAAGUAUCAGCGCAUUCCCAGGGGUCAGGUGGAGAAACUGGACAGAAUGGGCAUUGCCGACAUGAUGAUACGUUCCUAUGGUGAAGUUGAUGCUCUCAAUGUUAUUAUUCACAUCCUGAAGAAGAUGAACCUGAAUGAUCUUGCUCAGAGACUGAGUAAAGACCUGCAGAAGGACACUAUCAUGUCAGAAAGACCAAAGCCCUCCAGUGCCCAAGGAGGAAAAGGAGGGAGAGGAGAGGAGGAAGAACGGAAAAAAGACAGAGGGGAGCUCAUGUCCAGCACAAUGAAAUAUAACCUGAAGCAGAACUGUGAGUGUGUAUUUGAAGGGAAAGCUAAGGAAGGACAGCCAACACUUCUCAAAGAGAUUUACACAGAACUCUACAUAACUGAAGGGGGAGCUGGAGGAGGCAAUGAUGAACAUGAAGUGAGACAGAUUGAAAUGGCAUCCAAGAAAAGGCAAACAGAAGAUACUACAGUCAAGUGCAAUGAUAUAUUUAAACCCUUAUGUGGGCGUAAGACACCUAUCAGAACUGUACUCACUAAAGGGGUUGCAGGUAUUGGGAAAACAGUCUCUGUGCAGAAAUUUAUUCUCGACUGGGCAGAAGGAAAAGCAAACCAGGACAUUCACUUCAUAGUUGCUCUUCCUUUCCGGGACCUGAAUUUGAUUAAGGAUGAAUACAGUCUGACUGAACUGCUUCACCACUUUGCCCCUGAUCUGAAAUCAUUUGAAUCCAAUGAGCUGUUUAGGUACAAAGUCUUGUUCAUCUUUGAUGGUCUGGAUGAGUGUCGCCUUCCUCUAGAUUUUCAGAACAAUGAGAGCUGGUUUGAUGUAACAAAGAAAACGUCACUGGAUGUGCUGUUGACUAACCUCAUUAAGGGGAAUCUGCUUCGAUCCGCUCUCCUCUGGAUAACCUCCCGGCCUGCAGCAGCCAAUCAAAUACCUCCUAAUUGUGUCCACCAGGUGACAGAGAUACGAGGGUUCAGUGAUGCACAGAAGGAGGAGUAUUUCAGGAAGAGAUUUAGUGAUCAGAGACUGGCCAGCAGGAUUUUCACACAUGUGAAAUCAUCAAGGAGCCUCUUCAUCAUGUGCCACAUUCCUGUGUUCUGCUGGAUUUCAGCCACUGUUCUUGAUUGUCUUUUUAGUGAGUCUGACAGGGGAGAAAUUCCAAGGACUCUGACUGAAAUGUACACACACUUCCUGAUCUUUCAGACAAGAUUUAACAGUGAGAAGUAUAUGAAAGAGUAUAAAACCAAACCUAAUAAAUGCUUUGAAUCCGGCAAGGAAUUGCUUUUAAAACUUGGUGAACUGGCUUUUCAUAACCUUGAGAAAGGCAACCUCAUAUUUUAUGAGCAAGAUCUGACAGAGAAUAACAUUGAUGUCACUGAAGCUUCAGUUUACUCUGGAGUGUGCACAGAAGUCUUUAAAGAGGAAUAUAGGUUGUAUCGGGAUAAGGUGUACUGCUUUGUGCAUCUGAGCAUCCAGGAGUAUCUCGCUGCUUUAUAUGUGUUUCUGUCAGACUCCUCAGCUGACCUGCUGGAGACUGCAGUGGAUCAGGCAUUAGAGAGCAAGAAUGGACACUUGGACCUCUACCUCCGCUUCCUCCUGGGCCUCUCAACAGACUGCAGUAAGACACUGUUAAAAAGGCUACUGGGACAGACAGGAACCAGCUCACAUAACAUUAAGAAAAUAACUAAAUAUAUCAAGGAGCAAAUACGAGAGGAUUUAUCUCCAGAAAGGACCAUCAACCUGUUCCACUGUCUGAAUGAACUGGGUGACAAUUCUCUAGUAGAGGAGGGACAAAGAUACCUGAAUUCAGGAAGCCUUUCAGCAGAAGACCUCUCACCUGCACAGUACUCAGCUCUGGCCUUUGUGUUACUGAUGUCAGAUGAGGAGCUGGAUGUGUUUGAUCUGAAGAAAUUUUACAGACCAUAUAAAGAGCACUGCAGGCUGCUGCCUGUGGUCAGGAACUCCAAGACAGCUCUGCUGAACAGCUGUGAUCUCAGAGAUAAACAUUGUGAAGUGUUGACUUCAGCUCUAAGAUCAAACUCUUCCCCCCUGAGAAAGUUUGACCUGAGUGACAAUGACCUGCAGGAUUCAGGAGUGAAGUUGCUCUCUGCUGCACUGGGGGAUUCACACUGCAAACUGGGGAUUCUGACGCUGUCAGGUUGUAGAGUCACAGAAGAAGGCUGUUCCUCCCUGGCUUCAGCUCUGAGGUCAAACCCCUCACACAUGAGAGAGCUGGAUCUGAGCUACAAUCACCCAGGAGACUCAGGAGUGAAGCUGCUCUCUGCUGUACUGGAGGAUCCCAGCUGUAAACUGGAGAAGCUGCAGGUGAGCCGGUGUGAACUCACAGAGAAAUGCUGUGAGGUGCUGGCUUCAGCUCUCAGAUCAAACUCCUCACCCCUGAGAGAGCUGGACCUGAGUGACAAUGACCUGCAGGAUUCCGGAGUGAAGCUGCUCUCUGCUGGACUACGGGACUUACACUGUAAGCUGGAGAUACUGAGAUUACGCAUGUAUGAGAGUGUCUGCGACAGGGUACGGGUGUUUGAGAGCGUCUGUUACGGGGUACGUGUGUAUGAGAGCGUCUGUUACGGAGUACGUGUGUAUGAGAGCAUCUGCGGCAGGGGGGCGCCACUGCAGGCACCGCCAGCACGUAGCCAGCAGGAGGCACCGCAGCAGCAACUGCUCCAGCAGGAGCCUCGUGUGCGGCAGCAGGAGGCGCAGCAGCAGAGCCCUCGUUGGGCGGUACGACAGCCGCCGGAACAAGUGAGACAGGCAGGUCAGGCACGGGCAGAUCAGGAACGACGGGGGCGUCACCCUAUUAGCCAGGCGUGCUGCCCGGAAGUGGUACGCAGCUAG